UGUAUUAGAAGAAAUCGGUCAGCCAUCGGUCAGCCGUGAUUUGGCCCCGCUACGUUAGCAAAAGGAUCCCAGAUAUCCUUCUUCCGUUUGGGCCGUUUCUCUGCCGCUUUUUUCUUCGUUUCAUUGGCCGCAAAGAACAAUCCGGGAAAACGGGCCACUUCUGCUUCGUCGCUGUGUGUUCGAUUCCGUUUGUCGUGCGCGCACGGGGGAUAACUGCAGUUUUCAUUAGUCAUGAUACGACAGCGAUCGUCAGUGAGGAGCCGCGGUUCAUCGUCCACGACGAUCAGUGAUCCGCGGGAAAAAGUUAAGGACUGCUGCCGGAAGUUCGUCGCCUUCAUGUGCACACAGGUUGGCGUCGGAGGCCUCAUCGUGGCGUACGCGCUGGUCGGGGCAGCCAGCUUCAUGUCGAUCGAAACGCAAGAACCGAACCCGCUGAUCGAACACGUUAUCACGCUGCGUCGCAACUGCGCGGCCGAGCUGUGGGACGUGACGGAGCAGCUGAACCUGUUCAACAGCUCCAUGUGGCAUUACGAGGCGAACCUGGUGCUGAAGCGCUACCAGGACGACUUUGCCGAGGCGAUCCGGCGCGGCUAUGACGGCCGCUCGCCGGAAGAAGUGUGGAACUUCCCGGCCGCGCUGAUGUUCUGCCUGGCGGUGUUUACCAUGAUCGGCUACGGCAACAUGGUGCCGCGCACGGCGUGGGGCAAGGGCGCCACGGUCAUAUAUGCCACCUUCGGCAUCCCGCUCUACAUACUGUACUUCAUGAACAUGGGCAAGGUGCUGGCGUCCACGUUCAAGUGGCUGUACACGUGGUUCCACGAGUGUAGCCAUCGGAGCGAUGACGAGCUAGCCAUCGAAGAUGGGCUCGGUUUGUCGCCCCGCAAGCGCAUCAUCGUGCCCACCACCGCCUGCCUGUGGGUCAUCACCAUCUACAUCGCAACCGGCACAAUCAUGUUCGCCGAGUGGGAGAAGUGGACCUACCUCGAUUCGGCCUACUUCUGCGUGACGAGCCUGUGCAAAAUCGGUAUCGGUGACCUAGUGCCGGGCGCAAACAUACUCGACUCGCAGAGCGGCAAACCGACCAAGCUGGUCAUCAAUUUCGUCUACAUGCUGCUCGGGAUGGGACUGGUGGCGAUGUGCUACAUUCUAAUGCGCGAGGAGGUGCGCAUCAAAAUGCAAGAGAUCAAGGAGGACACGCGUCUCUGCCUGGAGGACCUGAGCGCAAAGUUCGCCAAAUGCUGCGGCACAAAGGACUCACAGUACUACAACUAACCCCCGAGAGUUCCCGGUAUAACAAGGCGACGGUUAACAACAGAAUACAUCCCCCCCUUCUCCGCCAUUUUGAUUACCACAAUUCCAGUCAGCCCAAAACCGUGCUUCCGGUGAACUUCCUUCCAUUACGCUCUCUCUUUCUCACUCACACCCACACACAUAUGCGCGCGGCACGCGCGCGCGCGAUUAGUACCUACAAUUAUCAGUUGAUAUUCGUUAAGCAGAAAAAAGGACAGCUCGCAACAAACCUCAAUGCUGAUCGUCGCUCAACUCAAACCGAUCGAGCGCCUGAAGCCACGGGGGGCCGAUGUAUGGCACCCGAAGUGACGGUUUUAUGCUCCCGGAACACAAAAGCUAUCCACACUCAAAAUGGCCGAAUGGCUGAAAAUGUUACUCACAAAUUGUAAAUACUUUGCACGGAUCUGGCUCAGUCCAUCCUGAGUAAGUUAGUUUCUAAAAUAUUAAUCAGAUCAUUAGUAGCUGCAUAUCUUAGGUUUUAAAACUAUAGGAAUCAAGCGAAAAACUGAAUA
Molecule: messenger RNA, 1802 nt
Organism: Anopheles cruzii
Lineage: Eukaryota; Metazoa; Arthropoda; Insecta; Diptera; Culicidae
Product: TWiK family of potassium channels protein 18
Exons: 1
Coding region: 232-1272 (346 amino acids)
Biological process (GO): potassium ion transmembrane transport; stabilization of membrane potential
Cellular component (GO): membrane
Molecular function (GO): potassium ion leak channel activity
Source: RefSeq, a predicted model, not a curated record